ACCAGCGGCGCAGCGGGCGGCUUUGGGCUCUGUCCCCGACACGUUACGGCGCGCAAGAAGCUUCGCUCUCCUCCUGCUCGCGGCAAGCCCCUCGCGCAGCCAGGACCCAUCGCGCCGGGCCGUGGGGCUGGCGCUUGGCUCUCCGCUUGCCGCGCAAGGAUAUCCCGCGGCUCCCGGAGGCAGCUCUGGGGACCGAGCGCUUCUUGGGACUUCGGCUCGACGGCGCUCAGAUGAGUGACUUUGGAAUCAAAAACAUGGAUCAGGUAGCACCUGUAUGCAGCAUGUACAGAGGACUGCCCAAGAGGCAGCCUGCAUUUGAUAGCUUUGAAGGUGGAAACUCUUUACUUAUGGGAUACUUCCCCUCAUUAAAUGAAGAUCAGACAGUCCAGGAAGUGCCAACAGGCCUUGAUUCUAUUUCUUAUGAAUCAAACAGCUGUGAAUUGCCUCUCUUAACUCCAUGCAGUAAGGCUGUAAUGAGUCAGGCCUUAAAGGCAACGUUCAGUGGCUUCACAAAGGAGCAGCGUAGAUUGGGCAUUCCAAGCAAUCCAUGGCUAUGGACACAGCAUCAAGUGUGUCAAUGGCUUAUCUGGGCUUCCAGUGAAUUUACUUUGGGAAAUGUGAACUUUGGAAGGUUUGCCAUGAAUGGCCAAGAGUUAUGCAAUCUUGGAAAGGAGCACUUCUUGGAACUGGCACCUGAUUAUGUGGGUGAUAUUCUGUGGGAACACUUAGACCAGAUGCUAAAAGACAAUGAAGAGAAGCCCCAGGAACAGUAUAUGGAGAAUUCCAACCUCACUUCAUCUCCACAUUGGGUCAGCAACAAUACAUUAGGUAUUAAUACUGAACAAGUACAAUACUGUGCUCAAGUACCCAGCUAUCCGAAAACUCUAAGCUAUGCAAAAACCAGCCAUUUGGGUGACUUAUGUCAGACAUCAGUUGGACCAAAUCUAGUUAAUCUAAAACAAGAAUUUCAGUUUCCAAAAGCACAGUUAGAAACAAUCAAUGUGAACUACUGUGCUAUGAAUCAGGAUUUCACAAGAAACAAUCUGAACUUGCUGGUGGAUAAUUCUGGUAAACCAAGGGAGCAUGAUUCAAGUGACAGUGGCACAGAAAGUUAUGAGAGCUCAGAUUCAUUGCUACAGUCUUGGAACAGCCAGUCUUCUUUAGUGGAUGUUCAACGUGUACCAUCUUAUGAGAGUUUUGAAGAGGACUGCAGCCAGUCCUUGUGUCUGAACAAACCCACAAUGUCCUUUAAAGACUACAUUCAAGAAAGGAGUGACCCUGUAGAACAAGGAAAACCAGUUAUACCAGCAGCAAUUCUAGCAGGGUUUACAGGCAGUGGGCCUAUACAGUUGUGGCAAUUCCUUUUGGAACUUCUAACGGACAAAUCUUGUCAGUCAUUCAUUAGCUGGACUGGAGAUGGAUGGGAGUUCAAACUUGCUGAUCCAGAUGAGGUUGCACGACGAUGGGGCAGAAGGAAAAACAAGCCCAAAAUGAACUAUGAGAAGUUGAGCCGUGGCCUGCGCUAUUAUUAUGACAAGAACAUCAUUCACAAGACUUCAGGAAAACGUUACGUAUACCGUUUUGUAUGUGACCUACAGAAUCUGUUGGGCUAUACAGCAGAGGAGCUUCAUGCUAUGCUAGGAGUACAACCAGACACAGAGGACUGAGUAUUGUGAUCCUGUGCAACAUCAGAAAUGAAAGAACACAUGAACAGUUAAUUGGGCCCGUCAGCAUCAGUCAUUGGUUUUACCAUCUGGCUGUUUCGGAGUGGUGCACUGCUAAAGACCUUAAAGAAGUGAUUUUGUAAUGGGGGAAGAUGAAGAAAAGUGGCCUUAUUUUCAGGCACAGUGACUUCAGAUGUUCCUGUAUCCAUCCUUUUGACAGCAUUGAGUGAGGUCAGCAAAGUCCCCAGCUGACACCUGAAGAUACAAAAGUGCUCCAGGGUUCAUGGUCCGAUUAUGUACACUGCCAUAUAAUUAAGGGUGUUACCCAUACCAAAGGUGGAUAGCCAUUGGAAUUUCUGGCACAAAAGCCCUCCUAAAAUAACAACUUUGCAGCUGUUACAUGUCAAGGGUGAUAAGUGAAGAGGCCAGGUAUCCUUUACUGAGCACAGGUGCUGCGGGUGAAGUUGCAUUGGGCAUUAUCUCAUGUGUGCAUUGAUCAUGCACAAGUAGUGGAGCCUCAAAGCCAGACAGAGCAAAGGCCGAGGUUCCUCACAAGAAGGCAAAAAUAAUACCAUUUCAAAGUUGAUAUAUUUGUGUGUGCGUGUAUAUGUGUGAGCAUGUUCAUACAACUCUGGCAAUUUAAUGCUCCUAUUUAAUAGAUAUUGUAUCUUGUAAUUUAAGCUAAUGUAUCUGACAAAGGAAGAAAAUGAAUGUUUCAUUUUAGAACAGCAGCAGCUACAGCAUUCUGGAAAGUAUUUGAUCUACUAAGACUGCAGGCCUUUGAGAUUAAGUCCCUCUGGAAGUGGGACUUUGCUUCUUAGUAGUCCUACAUACUGUUCUCCUGCCAGGAAGUUUCUAAGAUAGUGUAAUACAGGCAUAUGCCAAUGCCGCUGUUUUACAAAAGGCAUGAUCCAUGGAGACAUGCUCUGAGCAUUUUUUUCAGGUGACUUAAUCAUAGUCUAGGGCUCAAGGUUCAGUUUUACUUGUCCUCCAAAUGAAAUUGAAAAUGUUAAUAUUGGUUGAAAUAUAUUUAUUGAUGAAAUAUUUCUUCUAUGCAUGUUCCUUUUAAAACAAUCUAUAUAUAAUCCCUAUUUUUCUUUCAGCUGACCAUUCCCCACCCCUUUCCUUCACCCAUAGUGAAUUAUCCUGAUAAAAAUAUGAAUUCUAUUUUUGGAAAGAAUUCUGACUCCUAUUCAGCAGUUAGGAGAAAGAGAUGUAGCAGCUAUUUUUACUGCAGAAAAUUCACUGGAAAAUGAACUUUGUAAUGAGUUAUUUUUUAUCUGUUGAUGUAAAUUUAAAUGUACAGUAUGAGGUUUAAAAAAUCAAAUUUUAUUAAACCUUCUUGAAGAAAGACCAA
Molecule: messenger RNA, 3021 nt
Organism: Varanus komodoensis (Komodo dragon)
Lineage: Eukaryota; Metazoa; Chordata; Lepidosauria; Squamata; Varanidae
Gene: ETS2
Product: ETS proto-oncogene 2, transcription factor
Exons: 10
Coding region: 231-1667 (478 amino acids)
Biological process (GO): cell differentiation; regulation of transcription by RNA polymerase II
Cellular component (GO): nucleus
Molecular function (GO): DNA-binding transcription factor activity, RNA polymerase II-specific; sequence-specific DNA binding
Source: RefSeq, a predicted model, not a curated record